This is a messenger RNA of Diabrotica balteata, 542 nucleotides long. The record is from the annotation of a GenBank genome assembly. NCBI's taxonomy places the organism in Eukaryota, Metazoa, Arthropoda, Insecta, Coleoptera, Chrysomelidae.
AGAUUUGAUAAAAGUUAUAGAAAGACACAUAUUAUGCACUCUACACGUUUAAUAUUUAUCACCAUCCUGUUUCUUGGUAGCACCAAAGCACGGGGUCCUGUGAAAAUACCAUCAGUAGCAGUAGAUCCAAGUCUUCAAUGUGACAGGGAAGGCGAAUAUUUUCCAGAUACAACCAAUUGUCAAGCUUUUUAUGAAUGUAUUGAUAACAUAAAACAACAUAAUAUAUGUCCUGAUCCUCUUUUGUGGAAUGUUCAUAUACCCGGAUGUACUCUGGAUUCUGACUGCUCGCAACUUUAUCACACAACACCUGUUUACUGUGAUAACGGUAGCCUGACAAUCGAUGUUGAUGACUGUCACAGAUUCUUCAUUUGUCAAAAUAACCAAUGGGUAGGACCUCUCCCAUGUCCAAACGAUCUCUAUUGGAGCGAAAAAAGCAAAGGAUGUGUCAAGCUUGAGGAUUCUGACUGCCCGAAAUAACACAAAUAUAAUAAACGAUAGUAAUAAUGUUGUACAUUUCAUCAAUAAUUAUUAAACCUUAAUAU